AUAUCGAAACAAAGUCAACAGUUGUAUGUUCCAUGCGGGAUCCAAAAUACACGUGUUGGUUUCAUUAGAGGGCGGUUGCACGUGGCCGAAUGCGUUUGGAAACACGGUAUGGGAUGGCACAGACGGGACGCUGACGUUUGCUAGUGACACGCUGACUGGGUUCAACGUUAACGUCAGUAGCGUCGACCCAAGCGUCAACAGCGUGUCAAAGUGGGAAUGCCUGAGCACAACCUACUUUAGCACCGAUGGCAUUUUACUUCUGAAGUCAACGCAAGUGUUCAAGCAUACCAAUGGUCUGCAUAUGGCCUACCUGUGUCUGACCUUGAAGGAUGUGUCUUCCCCGGAUGCGUAUUACUUCUAUCGGACCCACGCCCGAACACCGUCACUGAACAAUGAGCGCAUCAAGAUCAGCCAGACGGGAAGCUUCACCACCCAGGGACAGAUCUGUGGGGACGUCCCGCCAGUGCACGAGUUUCACUACAUGGUCAAGCAAGGUAAAGAACUUACGUCAAGGCAAUUUUGUCCACCGUCACUUCUCGCAAAAAUGGACUACAACGUGACGUCAGCUGGUGGCGCCAACAGUUGCACGUCAUCAGUUGACGAUUGGGACGUCUGCACUAACAAAACUGAGAUGGUCUUCAACUACUCGACGUGUGCGACACAGAUGCUGUAUUCAAGUGCCGGGAAGGUCUAUUGUAUGUUCAACAUGACGGCAACAAAUGACUACGCUAUCGUCUACGUAGAGGACAGCCAGUUUAUCUGCGUGGUGUCAAACACGGCGGGGACUGCAGCCAGUUUCGUCGGCGGCCAUUGCGGUCAGACGGACCACACUCCCACCUCCUUUGCCAAGCAGGGCGGCGUUGACGUCGGGUUCACGGUUACUAUGACCGCUAAAGCCUUCCUUGGCCCCACCACCAUAAGUACAACUACCAUCCAAACCACAACGGCAACUGCAAAGGAAAACUCCAACAUCAUACCAAUCAUAGCGGGAGGUGUUGGGGGCUUUCUAGCGCUGGCGAUUGUUGGUGCCGUCAUUAUAUAUUGCUUAAAACGUAAACGGCCCGGGAUACCAUCAGCCGACGAGAAAUCCACUCCUCCAGGCAAGACUAGAUUUGAGGAUUUAUUUUUACUGUUUUCUUUAUAG
Molecule: messenger RNA, 1144 nt
Organism: Dreissena polymorpha
Lineage: Eukaryota; Metazoa; Mollusca; Bivalvia; Myida; Dreissenidae
Exons: 7
Coding region: 26-1144 (372 amino acids)
Source: RefSeq, a predicted model, not a curated record